AACCUGAGAUCCAAGCUCGUUCCCAAACCCUGGCCUUGCAUCCUCCGUGUGUCUGACCCUCCUAACGUCCUCUCCUCCCUCUGCCCAUGGCCCGUUGCCGCCCAGAUGGACAACGUGGAUGCUGAGAAGGAGGUGCCAGGGGGAGGCUGGAUCGCAGUGGCCUACGUGGGCAAGGAGCAGGCGGCCCAGUUCCCGCAGGAGAGUCCGAGCGGCGGCCCGCGGGCCUAUCCCAAGGCGCUGGUCCAGCAGAUGCGGAGGGCGCUCUUCCUGGGGGCCUCGGCCCUGCUCCUCCUCAUCUUGAACCACAACGUGGUCCGAGAGCUAGACAUAUCCCAGCUUCUGCUCAGGCCCGUGAUCGUCCUCCAUUAUUCUUCCAACGUCACCAAACUGCUGGAGGCCCUGCUGCAGAGGACCCAGGCCACAGCUGAGAUCACGAGUGGAGCGUCCCUGUCGGCCAACAUCGAGUGGAAGCUGACCCUGUGGACCACCUGCGGCCUCUCCAAGGAUGGCUACGGAGGAUGGCAGGACCUGGUGUGCCUGGGAGGUAGCCGGGCCCAGGAGCAGAAGCCCCUGCAGCAGCUGUGGAACGCCAUCCUGCUGGUGGCCAUGCUCCUGUGCACAGGCCUCGUGGUGCAGGCCCAGCGGCAGGCGUCCCGGCACAGCCAGCAGGAGCCCGGAGGCCAGGUGGACCUGCUCAAGCGCCGCGUGGUGCGCAGGCUGGCGUCCCUCAAGACGCGGCGCUGCAGGCUGGGCAGGGCGGCGCAGGGCCCCCCGGAGCCGGGCGCGGAGACCUGCGCCGUGUGCUUGGACUAUUUCUGCAACAAGCAGUGGCUCCGGGUGCUGCCCUGUAAGCAUGAGUUUCACCGGGACUGCGUGGACCCCUGGCUGAUGCUCCAGCAGACCUGCCCGCUGUGCAAGUUCAACGUCCUGGGUGAGCAUCACGGGUGGGGCCCUGGGCUGGCUCCACCUGGUCCCCACCUGACGCUGCCCUCCCUGUUCUCUCCCCGCCUCCCUGCAGGGAACCGCUACUCAGAGGAUUAGCUGCCCCAGCUGGCGCUCUGCACGGGGAGAUGCCCCCCCCCCCCCAACCUGCACUCUGGCCCUCGGCCUGGGCAGGACAGGAAACCCUGAGGGUGGGAGGGAAGAUGGGGCCUUCCCUGCUGAGCAAGGCACCCCACCACGUCCACUGCCCCCGGCCGAGGGUGCCGGGCCCAGACCUGCUGGCGAGUGAGGGAGAGGCCCCUUUGGGGCCUUUGUGUACAGUCCUGGGGUGUCUGCCUUCUCUGCAGGCAGCCCCCGGGCCUGGGGAGAUGUGAGGGCGGUGGGAGCUCUGCCUGCCCGUCAGGACACCCCGGGGCCAAGGCUGCAGGGGCCACUUUUGUGCUUAUUUAUUGGGGGGUGGGUCGGGGAGCAGCUGUCUGGCCUCGGGGGCACCCUGGCCAGACCAUCUUUCAGGACACAUCUUGGUCAAGGCUGGAUGUGAAACCCAGGGGCCUCCUGCCCGCGGGCCUUGGGCACUGGGAGCCAAGGGCUCCCGGCCGUCCAGCGGGGCCCCUCCUGCCUGGGGAGACCAGAGACCGCAGAAACCGUCCAGUUCUGUGCUGCUCGGUGGGGCGACGGUCACUGCCCAGGACACUUGAAGCCCCGGAUAAAUGUGGUGCAUCUUCCAGGGAGUCCGUUUUUUAGAAGACUUGGGGUAGGGGAGGUGGUUUACUAUUAAAAUAAACAAGGAUAUAUUUUAACGUAAGAAA
Molecule: messenger RNA, 1751 nt
Organism: Myotis brandtii (Brandt's bat)
Lineage: Eukaryota; Metazoa; Chordata; Mammalia; Chiroptera; Vespertilionidae
Gene: RNF215
Product: ring finger protein 215
Exons: 7
Coding region: 106-1041 (311 amino acids)
Biological process (GO): ubiquitin-dependent protein catabolic process
Molecular function (GO): ubiquitin protein ligase activity
Source: RefSeq, a predicted model, not a curated record